Molecule: messenger RNA, 687 nt
Organism: Sporothrix schenckii 1099-18
Lineage: Eukaryota; Fungi; Ascomycota; Sordariomycetes; Ophiostomatales; Ophiostomataceae
Exons: 3
Coding region: 1-687 (228 amino acids)
Source: RefSeq, a predicted model, not a curated record
AUGAAUUGGAAUGCUUCCGGGCAGGGAGACGAACACAGGGGGGGCCGUGUUGACAGGGCGGAGUGGACGUGGGAGAUGCUACGGCAUGGACAGGACAGGAAAGGGACGAUGCUGUUACAGGACAGCACAAAUGUACGCACAAGGCAGGAACGACGUGCCUACGACGUCUACGACGAAAUGCUACGGGAAGGUGACACGAAAGCGCAAAAUCACGAGCGACCCAACGACGACCAAGUUCGCUCCUUCUCGAUUUGCAGAAAGGGGGAGAACGACACAGAGGCUGAGAGCGACGGUCGUGAAAAAAGAGACAAUGGGCGCAUGCGGAUGAUGGGUGAUAUAUAUGGGGAAAGUGGAAAUGAGAGGCCGAGACGGGUCGUGGGCCUUGGGGGGGCCUGGGAGUGUUUCUGUGAGUUCUGUGAGAGGGGGGGUUUGGGACCGGGACUAGAGGGGGAAAGAAGGAACGGCGGGACACUGCUACUGCGACUUCGACCGAGGAUAUGGGGUGUGUUUGGUGUCGUUUUCGGUGACCACGGACGUGUCAAUACACAAUUCACGAAGAACAGGCAGGAAGGUCCGGGGAAGGAGGAAGCGAGAAACGACGGUGGACAGAGGGAAGGAAGAAUGGGCCAUGAAGGCAGAACGGGUGGACGAAAUGGGAAGGAACGACACGCGCACGAGCAAGAAUGA